This is a messenger RNA of Nestor notabilis (Kea), 2847 nucleotides long. RefSeq names its product tudor domain-containing protein 1-like. Gene Ontology annotation, biological process: spermatogenesis. The record is from RefSeq and is a predicted model, not a curated record. NCBI's taxonomy places the organism in Eukaryota, Metazoa, Chordata, Aves, Psittaciformes, Psittacidae.
UCAUCGUACUCCAGUGUGAACAUUUACAUGAUGACAGAACCUCUUCACAUGAAGAACAAACAACAUCAGGUUGUAGGUGGAAGAACAGUAGGAGUAGAUAAGAGCUUUGUGUCUUCCUGCAAAUACUCCAUAACACAGGCAUUCAUUAAUGUUAUUAAUCAGAUCCCUCUGCAAAUAAUUCUGCUUCUAGGAAGAUCCAUGGAAGGCACAACUGGAGGAGGGGACUUGCUGUUGACGGCUGCAGCUGAUAAUAUAUCAUAUUCUGAUUCGAUUGAUGAGAAGCCAAAUAAAUCGCAAUACUCCUUUGAGAAUGCUUUCUCUAUUAGCUAUGAUGAGAGUCUCUUCAGCUCGUUAGUAUCACCCCGUCAAACAAAGACUUGUCAUCAGUGUGGUCUCUUUGGAUCCCUUAGAUGUUCACAAUGCAAGCAAAUAUACUAUUGCUCUCUAGAUUGUCAGAAAGAAGACUGGCCAAUACAUCGUGUUGUAUGUGAGCCAGUUAAACCAAAGUAAUCACCUGGUAAAACCAAGAAGGGAGCUCAUCCUAAGGAGGAAAUGAUGUUGAGUUUUGCUGUAGAAGUUGUUAUUCCAGGUUCUGACUACCUAGGUAAAGUACCUUUAGAAAUGAGGUCUGAUAAAACUCCAGGAACUGAUGCCAAAGGAGGAGACUCCCCAGGAGUGUCAGAAAACAAUUCCAAGAGAAGUAAAGCAAAAAUACCUCAAGAUGAAGACUAUCUUCACUGUGCUCAUUCAGCUGUAGAGGAUGUGUCUGUGUGUAUUGGAGAUGUGUUUUCUGCUAUGGUUUCUGGCAUGCAAAGUCCAGAAGACUUUUUCUGUCAGCCAGUACGCAACUGCCGUCAACUUGCUGAGCUUCAAGUGUCUCUUAAUGAACAUUGUGACAAACUUCCCAGUAGUCCAGCUUUCCGUCCUGCUGUUGGGAAUGUGUGCUGCGCCCAGUUCACAGAAGACAACCACUGGUAUCGUGCUGCUGUUGUAGCAUAUGUCUCUGAAGAGGCUGUUAUGGCAGAGUACAUAGAUUAUGGUAAUUCUGAAGUUCUUCCACUGACUAGGCUUCGUCCUGUGAUUCCAAGAUUAAUGGACCUGCCAGCUCAAGCCAUAAGGUGUACCUUGGCAGGUGUAAAGCGACCAUUAGGAGAGUGGACCUCAGAAGAUAUUUGUUUUAUGAAACAACUGGUGGAAGACAAAGUGUUCACAGUAAAAGUAGUGGGUAAACACAGUUGCAGAUCUGUGGUGGAGCUUGUAGAUGCAUCAGUUACUCCAGCAAUAAAUGUAUCAAGCCAUCUUAUAGAGAGAGGCUGUAGAGCUGAGGAACCAAGGAUGGCCUUGCCAGCAAUUGGAAUGAAUGAUGUUAAGCAAGCAAAUGAGGACACAACAAACAAAAGCAUUUGCAAGUGGAAUAAAUUAACUCUGGAACAAACAGUAGACGUUAUAGUGUGCACGCUGUACAGUCCUGGAGAAUUCUACUGUCAUAUUUCAAAUAACAGUGAAUUACAUGCUCUCAACUUACUUAACAAAUCAUUGUCUGAAUACUGCCAGAAAACUCCACCAAAUGUUUUUAAGCCUGAGAAUGGAGAACCUUGCUGUGCCUUCUUCUCUGGUGAUGGUUACUGGUACCGUGCCUUGGUGCAAAACGUUAGUUCAAGUGGGACUGUUAAAGUGUGCUUCGUGGACUAUGGUAAUGUGGAGGAAGUACCACUGGAUAAAAUACGUCAGAUCUCAUCCUCGUUCCUAAAACUGCCAUUUCAAGGAAUUAAAUGCUGGCUGUCAGGUAUAAAGCCUGGUAGCAGCAAAUGGAUUCCAGAAGCUACAGCAAGAUUUCAUACGUAUGCUGUAGGGAUAAAGCUUCAAGCCAGAGUAACUUCCCUUUCCAGAGAUGGAGCAGGUGUAGAGCUUAUUGACAAUUCCACAGGUCAUCCUAAAGUGAUCAAUGAGUUACUAACUUCUGAAAAACUGGCUGUAAAGGAGGUUCUACGAGAGAAAAAUAAGCUUCCAAACAAACCUGUUGACAAGAAAGAAACCUCACUUGGGCACUGGAAGGCAAUCAGAUUGGCUAUAGAUGAAACCAUGUCUGUGUAUGUAACAGAAGUUGUAAGCCCAGGCUUGUUCUACGCUGUACCAGUUAAAACUAAAGGUAAGAAAAAGUGAUGGCUGCAGUUGAUUGAACUACAAGACUAUUGUAAGUCUUGUAUUAAGGAGUCCUUCAAACCAAAACCAGGUGAAGCCUGUUGUGCCAGGUUUUCAGGUGAUGGCCGUUGGUACAGAGCUCUUGUUCUGAAAGCUUUUCAGUCUGUAGUGGAAGUCCUAUAUGCAGACUAUGGGAACAAAGAAACUUUACCACUUUCAGAGGUGCUGCCAAUCACUGAUUCCUACUUAAAGCUGCCUUUUCAGGCAAUUACAUGUUCACUUGCAGGCAUAGAGAAAGCUGAAUGGUCUCCAUUACUACCUGUCCAGUUGAAAGAAAUGUUAUUGAAUAAAGACAUCACAAUUACAGUGAAAGGGAUUAAUGGAAAUGUUAAUUUAGUAACAGUGGAGAAACUUUGGGAACAUGGGAGUCUGAAUGUAGCUGACAAACUGGUAAUGGAAGGUUUGGUCAAAUCCAGCAGUGCUGAAAGCUCACGUACUGAACGUCAAGGCAACGGAUGUGAGACCAAAUGCUGCUGCACGGAAUUAAAAAUACAAGUAAGAUUCAGUCCAAGCAAUACCCUCUACAUUUCCAGAAUUUAGAAGAAACCCCAUCUUAAAAAGCAUGAACAGAUCCUGCUCUUCCUUUUAAACAAGUAUGGGAAUCCAGAUGGAUUCAACGAAAUGAAACAACUGUUGGAGCACUAA